This is a messenger RNA of Manihot esculenta (cassava), 1268 nucleotides long. Its product is annotated as inositol oxygenase 4. The coding region runs from base 200 to 1132 and encodes 310 amino acids. NCBI's taxonomy places the organism in Eukaryota, Viridiplantae, Streptophyta, Magnoliopsida, Malpighiales, Euphorbiaceae. The transcript is spliced from 11 exons. Gene Ontology annotation, molecular function: inositol oxygenase activity; iron ion binding. The record is from RefSeq and is a predicted model, not a curated record. Gene Ontology annotation, biological process: inositol catabolic process. Gene Ontology annotation, cellular component: cytoplasm.
AAUUGAAAACCUUAAAAUUUUCUGAUAAGGACUCAAAACCUUCCAAUUCUCAAGGAAGGACUUGUUCUAGGGGAAUAUAAAUAAGGCUGUCCUACAAGGAUUCUUGCCACAGCCAUUCUUUGCUAUUCUUCGUCGAUCUUUUUUUUUUUUAUUAUUAUUUUUGGGUUCCUCUGUCUCCUCAUUCUUUUGCUUCUUCAGGAUGACGAUUCUCAUCAACCAGCCUGAGCUUGGAAUACGAGUGGAGGACCAGAAACACCAGCAUGAUGUGAAGGAGUUGGUUUUAGAUGGUGGAUUUCAGGUUCCUGAUAGAUUUGAUGCACCAGAAAUCAAUUCCUUUGGAAAAUCUUUCAGGGAUUAUCAUGCUGAAAGUGAAAGGCAAAAGACCGUCGAAGAAUUCUAUAGACAACAACACAUCAACCAAACCUAUGAUUUUGUCAAGAAGAUGAGAGAGGAAUACAGUAAGCUUGAUAAAGCUGUUAUGAGCAUUUGGGAAUGCUGUGAGCUCCUUAACGAAGUUGUAGACGAUAGUGACCCUGAUCUUGAUGAGCCUCAAAUUCAGCAUUUAUUGCAAUCAGCUGAAGCUAUUAGAAAAGAUUAUCCUGACGAAGAUUGGCUGCACUUGACUGCUCUUAUUCACGAUCUUGGAAAGGUUCUUCUUCUUCCCAAGUUUGGAGAACUUCCUCAAUGGGCUGUUGUAGGAGAUACAUUCCCUCUUGGCUGUGCUUUUGAUGAGUCCAAUGUUCAUCACAAGUAUUUCAAGGAGAAUCCAGAUGCAAAAAAUCCUGCUUACGGCACCAAGAAUGGAAUUUACAAGGAAGGGUGUGGGCUGGACAAUGUGAUGAUCUCAUGGGGGCAUGAUGACUAUAUGUACUUGGUGGCCAAGGAAAAUGGAACCACUCUACCACCAGCUGCAUUGUUCAUUGUCCGAUAUCAUUCUUUCUAUCCUUUGCACAAGGCAGGAGCAUACACACACCUGAUGAACAAGGGUGAUGAGGAGAAUUUGAAGUGGCUCCAUGUCUUCAACAAGUACGACCUCUACAGCAAGAGUAAGGUUCUCGUAGAUGUUGAUGCAGUGAAGCCAUAUUAUCAAUCUCUCAUCGAGAAGUAUUUCCCUGCAAAGCUUAGAUGGUAAACUUUGAGGAUCGGGUGAAGAAAUCUUUUUUUUUUUUGUCAUAAGGGUGAAGAAAGCCUGAUGAUUGUGGAUAAAAAUAAUCAUGGUUUGGUUGAUGUAAAAAGUAAUAAUAAUAACAAAUUAUUAUUAUUAUUGU